AAGUUUUGUAAAAUGUAGACAAAAAUAUGAAGAGAGCAAGAAAAAUGUACCAAAACCCCAGGCUCCCUGCAUUCUGGUGAGGUGUCCAUGCUGGUAUCUAAGCAAUUAAUGUUAUGCUAAUAAUUGUAAUGAACAACAGGAAAUGACAUGGACAAUGACACUGGUAUAGGAGAGAGUAAACAUUAAAAGGCAGGCGAAGGUUUAGAUGAAGUGUAAACUUGUUUGGUAGAGUGAUGUGUUCUAGUAUGUCUUAUAUAAAAAAUUGAACAAACAAAAUUAAAGAAAAAUGCACAGGGUUGUGGCCAUAUGGAAUUCACUCUGUCAAAGGGUAGAUGAUUUGUGACUACAUUGAAUAAAAAGCUUGAUAAACCACCAGGGGCAUUAAAAAAAAACAGUGAAAGGAUACAUUGAUGAGCUUGGUUAAUGGGUGGGAGGAGCUUCCAGUUAAGAUUGCACCUCCAAACAUGUGCGACAGCUCCUGGUAGUCAAAAAGAUAAGAAAUCAAAUUUUUUUUUAAAUGACUAAAACUACCCUUCCUGAGGUAAAUUGUGUUAAAUUAUUACCACGAACAGUGAAGUGGCGAGCAAUGGUGAGGCAAGAUGGUGUGUUGCAGAAUCAUUGCAAAUGGAGUUCCGACGCCAUAUGGCUGGCGCAGGAGCGAGGCAAUCACACUCAGAACCAAAAGAAGUUGGGGCCCGGGCAGAGAAGAUUCAGAGCUCAUUCCACUAGCCCAGGUGUGAGGUCGGAUUGCUCUGGGCACUGAGCUGAUUUGAAAAGCUUGAGUGGCUUUGGGCUGGGCGAUGAAUUCUGGGCCUGGAGUCCUUCGCUGCAGUUGCAUCCUAGGGCAAGGUAAUUUCGCUGUUUAGACAAUUUAAACACUGGGACAGAUGGGAGGUGAGAGCCAAUUUCACUCGUCUGUGAUCUUCACUCCUCUCUCCAAGGCACUGAAGCCUUUCGCUGUUCCAUUGUUGAGUCAAUUUAAAUGCUGGCCCAGGAAGUCUGAAAAGGCAGGGUGUCAAGGUUUGAAUGAGAGCCAAUUUCAUUCGCUCUCUGUGAUGGUCAUCUCCAUAGCGCUGAGGCCAUGAAGACUGCCCCGGCUAUUGUGUUCCGUGCUGCUAAUAUGAUGAACUAUGAUAAGCAAGGCUUUGGGCCUACUCUGGGGUUUGGCUCUGAAGUCUCCAAUUUGGUUCAUAAUGUUGUUGUUCACUUCAAUUGUUUGCUUGAUUUUUUUUAAUACUUUUUUCUUACUCUUGCGCAUCAAGUGUUGCUCUUUUAUUUUUUUCUUUAAUUGAGUUCUUUUGGGUUUCUUGCUUUGUGGCUACCCAUGAGCAAGCAAAUCUCAAGGUUGUAUAAUUUACACAUUCUUUGAUAAUAAAACUUGAAUCCUGAGUUUUGAAUUCAAAUAUUUCAAUUUUAUAUCAGAGAAUGUAUACACUAAAUAACCUGAAAUUCUUACUCCUCUACAAAACAAGAACUCUGAAGAAUGAAUGAUAGUAAUAUCAGAACUCCAAAGCCUCCCUACCCCUCCCACGCACAAACAGCAACAGAAGCAUCGAACCAUCCUCUCCCCUCACUUGUACCUCCCCACCGUACAAGCAAUAGCAAAAGCCCCCAGAGACCUUGAUCUAGACAUCUAUCAAACCUACAGUCCAUAUCUCAGCACUUCAGUAUCUCAUACAGGGUUUCUGUCUCUCACCAGCAAGGGAGAGAUUGCUCCUGCAACAAUGAGAGCGGGAGACCAGCAACUCGCUGUUCCCUUUUUACAAUCUUCUGUGUCACUUCUCCAAGAUCACCAGCUUGGGGACCGACAGGCUCUCCCCCUUCAUCAAAAGAACGAGACAGAGAGGGAUUGCUCGAAUACAAGGGCCUUCUUCCAUCAGUUGCACACACCAUCUGCUGUCCCAAUGUCUCACUCUUCAUGGCAGAUGCAAUUUAAUGUAGAUAAAUGUGAGGUUAUUCACUUUGGUUGCAAGAACAGGAAAACAGAUUAUUAUCUGAAUGGUGGCAGAUUAGGAAAAGGGGAGGUGCAACGAGACCUGGGUGUCAUUGUACACCAGUCAUUGGAGGUGGGCAUGCAGGUACAGCAGGCGGUGAAAAAGGCAAAUGGUAUGUUGGCAUUCAUAGCAAAAGGAUUUGAGUACAGGAGCAGGGAGUUUCUACUGCAGUUGUACAAGGCCUUGGUGAGACCGCACCUAGAAUAUUGUGUGCAGUUUUGGUCCCCAAAUCUGAGGAAAGACAUUCUUGCCACAGAGGGAGUACAGAGAAGGUUCACCAGAUUGAUUCCUGGGAAUUUGAUUGAUUUCCUGACGGCAGGACUUUCAUAUGAUGAAAGACUGGAUCGACUAGGCUUAUACUCACUGGAAUUUAGCAGAUUGAGGGGGUAUCUUAUUGAAACGUAUAAAAUUCUAAAGGGAUUGAACAGGCUAGAUGCAGGAAGAUUGUUUCUGAUGUUGGGGAAGUCCAGAAUGAGGGGUCACAGUUUAAGGAUAAAGGGGAAGCCUUUUAGGACCGAGAUGAGGAAAAACUUCUUCACACAGAGAGAGGUGAAUCUGUGGAAUUCUCUGCCACAGGAAACAGUUGAGGCCAGUUCAUUGGCUAUAUUUAAGAAGAAGUUAGAUAUGGCCUUUGUGGCUAAAGGGAUCAAGGGGUAUGGAGAGAAAGCAGGUACAGGGUUCUGAGUUGGAUGAUCAGCCAUGAUCAUACUGAAUGGCGGAGCAGGCUCAAAGGGCCGAAUGGCCUACUCCUGCACCUAUUUUCUGUGUUUCUAUGUUUCCCCCAUGAGUUGAGUAUAAACAUUCAAACAUGAAUCUGUUGCGUAGAAAUUGUCUGCUUUAUUAUAGAUUCCUUGCCUAGAAAUUCAUUCUCAUUUGAGUAAUGGAGUAGCAGCUAGGUAUUCGGUUCCACUUUCAACUUGUGGCUGCUUUUCCCACAGGAAAUAACUCUAUCCCUGCCAGAAACAUAGUUCAAGAGUUGAUGCAGAAAAGUAAGUUCCUGUGGCUUUCCUUUCGUGUUAAGGAAAUAAGACUUUUGGGAAGAUGAUGGAAUUAUUCUGCGGGUCUGGAAGAUGGUGCCUGUCCUGAGGCUUCAGUAUGAAGAAGGGAAUGAAUGAGGAUCUGGUGCCGAGUGAAGAUUGCCCUGGGUUUGGCAGUAGGACAAUCAAAAUCCACAACCUUCAAUAGCCAGCCAGUGGUAUAGGAGACUUCAAGGUGCUGCCUGACUUGUUGAGUGUCACCAGCAAUUUCUGUUUUGAUUUCCAUGUACAAGAGGAACAUGUAUCCUUGUCAGGCAUACUCAAUAAAUUCAAGAACCAAAGAAAGACCACACCCAACAGGAUAACAAGCGUGCAAGCAACCAAAAAGACAACACACUGGGCAAAUACAAAAAAAGAAAUAAAUAAUCAAGAACACAAGAUGAAGCAGUCCUUGAAAGUGAGUCCAAAGGUUGUGGGAACAUCUUAAUGAUGGGUCAACUGAAAUGAUCCCCACUGGUUCAAAAGCCCGAUGGUUAAGGGGUACUCACUGUUCCUGAACCUAGUGCUGAGAGUCCUGUGGCUCCUUUACCUUCUUCCUGAUGGCAGCGGCGAGAAGAGAGCAUGUCCUGGGUGUGGAGGUCCUUGAUGAUGGAUGUGGCUUCCCUGCGACAGCACUCCAAGUAGGUGUGCUCAAUGAUGGGGCAGAAGUUACUCGUGACAGACUAGGCCAUAUCCAGUACUUUUUGUAGGAUUUUCCAUUCAAGGGUAUUGGUGUUACCAUGAUGCAACCUCUAAUCUCCCUAGGAGGACUGGCUGAUGAACUUCCAGUUUCCUCCUCUUUUACUCAAUGUUAGCAAGACCAAGGAGUUGAUCAUUGAAUUCGAGGAUGUUGUUGCAUCACUCGGCUAGAUUUUUAAUCUCCCUCCUAUAUGCUGAUUUGUUCGUCACCACCUUUGAUUUGGUCUAUGACAGAGAUGUUAUCUACAAAUUUAAGUAUGGCAUUGGAGCUGUGCUUAGCCACACAGUCACAAGUGUAAGGUGUAAAGUGAGUAGAGCAGGGAGACAGGCACACAGACUUGCAGUGCACUUGUGCUGAUGAAGGUCGUGGAGAUGUUGUUGCCAAUCUGAAUGGACUGGAAAAAUCAAGGAUCCAAUUGCACAGAGGGAUUGAGGCCAAGGUCUUGAAGCUUAUUGAUUAGUUUUGAGGGGAUGAUAGUAUUGAAUGCCAAGCUGUAGUCGAAAUGGAACAUCCUAAUGUAUCCAUCUUUGCCAUCCAGAUACUCCAGGGUUGAGUGAAGAGUCAAUGAAAUUACAUCUGCUGUUGACCUGCUAUGCGGCAGGCAAAUUGGAGCAUAUCCAAGUUGCUUCUCAGGCAGGAGUUGAUAUGUUUCAUCACCAACCUCUCUAAACACUUCACAGUGGAUGCAAGUGUUACUGGAUGAUAGUCAUUGAGUCAGGUUACCACAUUCUCCUUAGGCACUGGUAUAAUUGAAACCUGCCUGCAUGGGUACCCCAGACUGCCGAACCAGCAGUUCUUUUGCCCUUUUUGAUAUAUUAAUGUAGGAAAUGCAAAGUUGUGAUGGUGCAUUGACAGGAGCAAUACUAAAAAAAGGUACUUCAUGAAGAUAGAGAAGCAAGUGUCUGGGGUCCAAAUUCACAUAUCACAGUACCAACCCCAGUUAAGAUCACAAAAAUAAUUGAAGCACAGGAGUGCCAUAAAUUUCUAGAGAUGGAGAGAAUUGAAAAUGGUUACUAAAUUUACGUAGGGCUGAUCUUGAGAAUUGCCCUUCUGUUCUGCAUAGAGAAGGAGCAAACGAAAACAAAAAUUACAAAACAGUAACAAAUUGCAAGAUCAUAUCUUGUAGGAAAGAUUAAAUGGCUGGAAUUCAAAAUUUUAAAAAGUCUAGAUUAAGGUUAUAGAGAAGAAAAAAAAAUCUUAUUAGAUUACACAACCAAAUUUCAGAACUGCAAUUCAAUGUGCAUUCAAAGUAACUUUAAUACCAAAGUACGUAUACGUCACCAUACACAACCCUGAGAUUCACUACAUUUAGUUCAUGGAGAAGAUAUUUCUAGCAUGGAUAUAUUAAUGUUUAUGAAAGUUCUUUCCCCAUACAAGAUUUAGUGUGGAACCUGGUACAAGCAGAACAUAUACACACAAGUAAAUGUGACAAAGAAUAGGAAGGAUAUGUCACUAGGGUUUAAUGGGAGGAAAGGAGGUUGAAUUGUAGUUUGUCUGGAGCAUAAGAUGGGUUCAAUAACCUUUUUUGAUCUAAAUACAAAAAUCACUCCAAAGUUUGCAGAUGACAGAGGUUAAAAAAUAAAAUAUUACAAAAUAGCAACAGACUACAAGUGAAAUGGUCAGAGAUAUAGCCUAUCAAGUAUAAUGCCAACACAUCAAGUGCUCUGAAUUUCAAAAUGAUUCAACACAAAUGGAUCACAUCUGGUCAAUUGAGCCAUUGGUAGCAAUGGCAUGGCUACAAUUAAUCCCUCUUCCUUGCUCUUUCCUCAAUAUCCUACACAUUCCCCACCUUCAAAUAUCUAUUCAACCCCCUUUUUUUAAAAAAAAGCAUUAUUGAAUCUACUUCAGAGCAGUCCUGAUCACAACUUCCUGCAAAUAAAUUUUAUUUCCUCUGGCUCUAUAUUCAUUUUCUAAAUCUGCACUGUGCAUUCUAUUAAAACCCUUCAAAAUCUGAGCACCCCUUAAACUUUUCUAGAUUCUCCAGUAACAUGGAGAGAAACAA
Hypanus sabinus (Atlantic stingray) is the source of this 5712-nucleotide messenger RNA. RefSeq lists its product as uncharacterized. Bases 1488 to 2678 code for a protein of 396 amino acids. Lineage: Eukaryota; Metazoa; Chordata; Chondrichthyes; Myliobatiformes; Dasyatidae. The transcript is spliced from 4 exons. The record is from RefSeq and is a predicted model, not a curated record.